Mycena citricolor is the source of this 258-nucleotide messenger RNA. NCBI's taxonomy places the organism in Eukaryota, Fungi, Basidiomycota, Agaricomycetes, Agaricales, Mycenaceae. The record is from the annotation of a GenBank genome assembly.
AUGACUUUGCUGUAUGUAUCUGCUUCCGCUUCACCCAGUUUCCCAUUCUUAUCUGUCAUCUAUUCAGGAAUAUCUCCAAAGAAAGCAGAAACUCUAUGUUUGGUGGUGGAAAUGUUGGCAGGCUGUUUGAUGUGUUUCCGCUGCAACACCAAUGCUUGGAUUACUGUACCUGUUUUAAGCUCUCCCCGCUUCACUAGGGUCCAAUAUCAUGUAUUCCAAGUAUUCAAUUGCCCGUGCGCAUCCAGUGCUUGUGCAUGA